UUUCCGAUUGGUUACAACUUCUUCGACGUCUCUGUGAUUUUUAGGGUUCUAACCACGUAAUCCAGAUAUUAGGCAAACAUGGCGGAACCUGUAAUGGAGAAGAAUAAAUCAUCAUCCUUAGACUGCUCACUUCUCGAUUGUGUUUCGAAGUUGCAGCUGUCUCCGUCUCCCUCAGCGGAAUCGUUGCAACCUUCAACGGAAGAGAAGGCAAUGACCAUGCCACAGUGGUCUCUUCUCCCUGGAGAGUUACUGCAACUUAUCUUGACGUAUCUUGAGAACUGUUUUGAAGUUGUUCAUGUUCGCUCUGUUUGUAGCUCGUGGCGAUCCACAGUUCCGUUUCCUUCUUCCCUGUUACGUCCAAGUUACUCUCUUCCCAAUUUUGCUGAUUUCCCUUACCAAAGCAGAGACUUGUGCAUUCUUGAGAAGAUCCCUUUGUUUCUCUUUAGAGUCCGAGAUAUUGAUGCUGCGUCGCGUUGUGAGUAUUUUCAUGGAGAUAUAGGUAGGGAUGAGUCAGAGAAUCAUAUGGAGGUUUCGUCUCCCCUUCAAUGUUCAGUGAAAGUGAAGAUUCGAGGAUCUAAGCGAACUUCGAUGAAUAUGCUUGACUGCCAGGUCCUUCCUCUCGGACAUCAGUACAGAAUGAUUGGUUGGGAUCCUGAAGCAUGGACAUCGGCUUACAGAGGCGUGGCUUUUCUUCCGUUAAACAAAGAAGGAGAGUUUGUUGUGCUCCUUAACUAUACUAAAGUUUUGUUGGUGUUGAGAAGUGCUGAAAUGAAGUGGAUACGGCUUAAGAAAUUCUCGUAUGGUUCAUGUUGGGAUUUGUUCACUUUUAGAGGUAGAUUUUAUGCAGUCUUUCUUAAUGGGGAAAUUUUCGUUAUUGAUCCUUAUUCGCUUGAAGUGACUCCCCUAAUGCCCUCUCAGCCUCCGAACACAUGUAAUUAUCUAGUUCCAUCGGGCGAUGAUGAGCUUUUCCUGGUUGAGAAAACCAUACCAAGAAAUGGUGAAUCAAAUUUUUUUUGGUUACUAUGUAGAGUGAGGAAGCUAGAUGAGGAGGCUGGAGAAUGGGUUGUGGUCAGUGAUUUGGGAGACCGUGUAUUGUUUAUUGGAGAGCUGGGGAAUUUCUCUUGCUCAGCUAAGGAGCUUCCUGGUGGAUGUGGUGUGAGUGGGAACUCAAUUGUUUUCACCAAUGGGCCAGUAAAUGUAACUUACGCCUACAAAUAUGGAGUACAGACAGAAAACGCAGGGAAUAACCCAAGUUUAUGGAGAUUAUCUAGAGAGAAUCGCGUGAUGAUUCUCAACAGAUCUCCUCCAGUGGUGGCUCUCCAGGUUGAGCGCUAAGCUGUUGAGCCUGUAACAUCUAAAAUUUGGAUAACUGAGACACUAUUUUUGGGCAGAGAUUACUAUCUUUGCAAGUCCAAGUCUAGAACACUCUGGAAAAACCACAUUCGUGUGUAUGGUAUUGGUUACCUCAUUAGUUCCCCAAGCCAUGUCUGGCUGUGUUCUUGAUAUCAAACAAUAAGAUAUCUGUUUCCGUCUCAAACUGGAACUCUAAAUACUCUCUGCAGCAGAUGCGCGACAGUGUUUUGUUCAAGCCACUUGAUGGCUACAAGAUCAAAAGGUUGUACUUGCAGAAUGUUAUGAUAUGAUCAAACCACAAACCAUGCAUGCAUAAAACCUCUUCUCAGUUUGGGGUAAUGUUGUGUGUUUACUGCUCUCUUUCCUCCAUGAAAUUGUGUUCACUGAGGCUAAGAGAUUUAGGGAUUUUGAGUAUGGCAAAUCAACAUAUCUUCAGGCCUCUUCUCAGAGAGACAUAGACAGAUAAAGAUGAAGGGAAAAGCAGAGACAAAGAGAAAGAGUACUGAACACAAUUUCGUGGAGGAAAGAGAAGCUUAUCAAGAAACAAAGAUUUAGCAGUCUUUUAUUGUCUAUCUGAUUUGGGAAGCAGACAGAAGCUCUGUUCUUAAGUUCUGCCCCAAAGAGGAUGUUAGAGAUCAAAUGAAACUGUUUUUUCAUAAGAGCACUCGAGUUUUGAAACCGGAGAGACAUUUAUUUGUAAACAAUGUUAGUUUAACAUAAUUAUAUGAAAUUUACCUUUGCUCUUA
This is a messenger RNA of Capsella rubella, 2099 nucleotides long. Its product is annotated as F-box/kelch-repeat protein At1g64840. Gene Ontology annotation, molecular function: protein binding. NCBI's taxonomy places the organism in Eukaryota, Viridiplantae, Streptophyta, Magnoliopsida, Brassicales, Brassicaceae. The coding region runs from base 79 to 1335 and encodes 418 amino acids. The transcript is spliced from 3 exons. The record is from RefSeq and is a predicted model, not a curated record.